Molecule: messenger RNA, 4242 nt
Organism: Clonostachys rhizophaga
Lineage: Eukaryota; Fungi; Ascomycota; Sordariomycetes; Hypocreales; Bionectriaceae
Source: the annotation of a GenBank genome assembly
AUGAGUACCAAUUCCUCCAUCACCGCGGAGAACGAGUCCGCCACGGCGGACGACAUACAGUCAACUCUACCCGUUUCUGACAACGAAGAAAAAAACCAUUCGGUGACAAGGUGGUACUUGGCACCAGAGUUACAGGCCAUGCGGGAGCGCAACGAGGAAGUCGGCAACAAACCGCGGAAACUGGGGAUCACAUGGUCCAACCUCACUGUGAAGGGCAUCGGAGCCGAUGCUUCCUUCAAUGAGAAUGUCGUGUCUCAGUUCUACCCAUUUCACGGGAGCGCAAAAAACGCUCCUAUGAAGACAAUUAUCGACAAUUCAUCUGGAUGUGUCAAGCCUGGAGAAAUGUUGCUUGUUCUUGGGCGUCCCGGGUCUGGCUGCACAUCACUCUUGAGUGUCCUAGCUAACAACCGACGCGGCUUCGAAGAGGUUACCGGAGAUGUUUAUUUCGGUAGUAUGACAGCCGAAGAAGCCAAGCCCUAUCGUGCUCAGAUCAUCAUGAACACGGAGGAAGAAAUCUUCUACCCCAGCCUGACGGUCGAGGCCACUAUCGAUUUCGCUGCUCGCAUGAAGGUCCCCUGCGAUCUGCCCCCUGGGAUCAAGACGCGCGAGGAAUAUGCUCAAGCCUACAAGGAUUUCCUCCUGAGAUCUGUAAACAUCUCUCACACCAAACACACCAAGGUCGGAGACGCCUUCAUCAGGGGUGUCUCGGGAGGCGAGAGGAAGCGCGUGUCUAUCAUCGAGUGCAUGACUACCCAAGCGAGUACCUUCUGCUGGGACAACUCUACUAGGGGUCUGGACGCGAGCACUGCUCUCGAAUGGGUCAGAGCUAUCAGGGCCAUGACCGACAUCCUUGGCCUUACUACCAUUGUCACUCUGUACCAGGCAGGCAACGGUAUAUAUGAGCAGUUUGAUAAGGUCCUAGUUCUGGAUGACGGCAAACAGAUUUUUUAUGGCCCUCAAAACGAAGCUGUUCCCUUCAUGGAAAGCCUUGGCUUCGUGCGUGACUCCGGAUCGAACCGGGGCGAUUUCCUUACUGGUGUAACGGUUCCUACUGAGCGUCGCAUCGCACGUGGCUAUGAGAACACGUUCCCGCGCAACGCCGAUGCAGUUCGAGUCGCGUACGACAGAUCCCCCAUCAAGGCCCAGAUGAUGGAGGAAUGCCAAAGGUACCCCAGCACCGACGAAGCGGCCGAGAACACCGCCAACUUCAUGGAGAUGGUGGCUCGCGACAAACAGACAGGCGUGCCUCAACGCUCUCCCGUAACCGCCAACUUCCUCACCCAAGUCCGUGCUGCCGUGAUGAGACAGUACCAGAUCAUGUGGGGUGAUAAGGCGACUCUCUUCAUGAAGCAGGGCGCGACUCUCAUCCAGGCAUUCCUGGGCGGUUCCCUCUUUUACUCUGCGCCAGACAACUCAGCCGGCCUUUUCCUCAAAGGCGGCGCUCUCUUCUUCUCCAUUCUCUACAAUGCCCUGAUCGCCUUGUCAGAGGUCACCGAUUCCUUCACGGGGAGACCCAUCCUGGCCAAGCAUCGCCAAUUCGCCCUGUACGAUCCAGCUGCCGUUGUCGUAGCGCAGGUUGUUGCGGACUUGCCCAUCAUGGCUUUCCAGGUCACGCAGUUCGGUCUUGUCCUGUACUUCCUGGCUGGGCUCAAGACAACCGCUGGCGCCUUCUUCACCUACCUCGUUACCAACUACGUGACGGCAUUGUCAAUGACUUCAUUCUUCAGAUUCAUCGGUGCUGCGUUUCCCACUUUUGACGCUGCCACCAAAGUCUCGGGCCUGUCCACUGUUGCCCUGUUUGUCUACAUGGGCUACAUGAUCAUCAAGCCUGAGAUGCACCCCUGGCUGUCUUGGAUCUACUGGAUCAACCCUAUGGCCUAUGGCUUCGAAGCUCUUCUUGGCAACGAGUUCCACGACCAAGAGAUUCCUUGUGUUGGCCCCUACCUCAUUCCCAACGGCCCGAGUUAUGUGGAUGGCGAUGGAGGCCAGGCAUGUGCCGGAGUAGGCGGUGCUCUCCCGGGCGCCACGACUGUUACCGGCGAUGCUUACCUCGAUCAUAUGUCUUUCAGCCAUUCCCAUAUUUGGCGUAACUUUGGUAUCCUCUGCGCUUGGUGGAUCUUGUUCGUUGGACUCACGGUCUUCUUCACGUCCAGGUGGAAGCAAGUCGGCGAGGGUGGGCGCAGCCUCCUGAUUCCCCGAGAGCAACAUCAUAAGUCGAAGCAUCUUUUCCAACCUAGCGACGAUGAGGUACCAGCAACUGAGAAGCGUCGGGUGGAGAAUACAGGUGGCUCCUCAGACCAGGAGGUCGACGGUAAGCUUCUACGAAACAAGAGUGUCUUUACGUGGAAGAACUUGACAUAUACCGUGAAAACCCCAAACGGCGAUCGGGUUCUUCUUGACAAUGUGCAAGGCUACGUAAAGCCCGGCAUGCUCGGAGCGCUCAUGGGCUCGUCUGGUGCUGGCAAGACAACUCUUCUUGAUGUCCUGGCCCAGCGAAAGACCGAAGGCACAAUUCAUGGGUCUGUCCUCGUUGAUGGGCGCUCUAUCCCUGUGUCCUUUCAAAGGUCUGCUGGAUAUGUUGAGCAAUUGGAUGUCCAUGAACCCUUGGCAACUGUUCGCGAGGCUCUUGAAUUCUCUGCCCUCUUGCGCCAGUCUCGUGAUGUUCCUGAUGAGGAGAAGCUGGCAUAUGUUGACACGAUUAUCGAUCUCUUGGAGUUGAACGACCUCGAACAUACUCUCGUGGGCCGCCCUGGCAAUGGACUCUCGGUUGAGCAACGGAAGCGUCUUACCAUCGGAGUGGAACUGGUCGCAAAGCCAAGUAUCCUCAUCUUCCUUGAUGAGCCUACAUCUGGACUUGAUGGGCAGGCCGCGUACAAUACCGUGCGCUUCCUCAAGAAGCUUUCUGCAGCUGGUCAGGCUAUUCUGGUUACCAUCCACCAGCCAUCAGCGCAAUUGUUUGCUCAGUUCGAUACGCUCUUACUGCUCGCCAAGGGUGGAAAGACAGUCUACUUCGGUGAUAUUGGAGAUAAUGGAUCAACCAUCAAAAACUAUUUCGGCCGUUAUGGAGCCCCAUGUCCGUCUGAAGCGAACCCGGCCGAGCACAUGAUUGACGUUGUGUCAGGCGAGGACGAAUCCUACAGGGAUACCGACUGGAACAAGGUCUGGCUUGAGUCGCCUGAACACGACCACCUCACCAAGGAGCUUGACCGCAUGGUCACAGACGCUGCCUCUCGUCCGUCGGGUGUCAGUGACGACGGGAACGAGUUCGCGGCGUCCAUGUGGACGCAGACCAAGCUGGUCACGCAUCGGAUGAACAUCUCCCUCUUCCGAAACACCGAGUACAUUGACAACAAGUUCGCCAUGCACAUCAGUCUUGCGCUCCUCAACGGCUUCACCUUUUGGCAUAUCGGAGACAGCUUGACGGACCUCCAGCAGAACCUGUUCACCGUGUUCAACUUCAUCUUCAUCGCGCCGGGCAUCAUCUCGCAGCUCCAGCCCCUCUUCAUCGACCGUCGCGAUAUUUAUGAGGCGCGAGAGAAGAAGAGCAAGAUGUACCAUUGGGCUCCCUUCGUUACCGGUCUCAUUGUGUCAGAGGUUCCUUACCUCCUCAUCUGCGCAGUUCUCUAUUAUGUCUGCUGGUAUUUCACCGCUGGCCUUCCGACUGGCGCAGCACACGCAGGCGCCGUCUUCUUUCUCGUCGUCAUGUACGAGGGCCUGUACACUGGCAUUGGUCAGGCGAUUGCAGCGUACACUCCCAACGCCGUCUUCGCAUCGCUUGUCAAUCCACUAGUCAUCACAACUCUCGUCUCCUUCUGUGGCGUCAUGGUUCCGUACAGCCAGAUUCAGCCAUUCUGGAGAUACUGGAUGUAUUACGUGGAUCCCUUCAACUACCUCAUGAGCUCGCUGUUAAUGUUCACCACGUGGGACAAACCGGUUCACUGCGAGCCUGACGAGCUGGCCGUUUUCGACCCUUCUCCCAACAUGACCUGCGGAGAGUAUCUUGCGGACUAUCAGGUUGGCAUGGGAAGUGGCACCAACCUCCUCAACCCAGGUGCUAUGGCCUCUUGUGAGGUCUGUCAAUACUCCGCUGGGGAGGACUAUCUUCGUACACUGAAUCUCAAUGCUGAAUCCUACGGGUGGAGGAAUGCGGGUAUUGUUGUCGCGUUUGUAAUUGGAUUUUAUGCGCUGGUGUAUGGUAUGAUGAAACUUAGGACCAAGGCUACGAAGAAGGCCGAGUCCUAG